AUGGAAUUGAUACAUACUAAAUACCUGCGCACCAUAGACUCCCAGUUGAAUUGGAAGAGGGUGGUGAGGAUAUUUAUCUCAAGUCGCCCCAAUCCAGAUAUCGAAAGUCUGCUCGAACGCCGCGCGGAUAUUAACAUCCAAGCCAACGACAGCCAGGGUGAUCACGAGAAAUUCCUUAAUACUGAAGUCGAUAAAUUUACUAAGACUUCGCCGCUCCUGAAGCGCAUAAAACCAAAAAUCAUUGCCAAAUUAUUGGAGCGUUGUCAGGGAAUGUUUCAGUGGGCUUCGCUGCAAGUCCACCAAAUUUCAAGGUGUAAAUCUCCUGCAGCUAUUGGGGAGCGUCUGGAGAAGCUCCCGAAGACUCUACAGGAUGCAUACGACGAAGACCAAGAACAGUCCGACCGAAUAAUUACAGAGCGUGCUCUCCGAUGGGUGAUGUUUGCAUCUCACCCUUUAGAUAGUGUCGAAAUCCUAGCCGCAAUCCGUAUGGAUUCGAACGCAGAUUUACUCCCCUUGGACUAUACAGUGGAUGAGCAAGGGCUCUUGUCCCUCUGUAACAAUUUCCUUGUUCUAGAUUCUCAGCUGGAGGUAUGGCGGUUCCCGCAUCUUUCAGUCAGAGAAUAUCUGGAAUCCAAGGAAGGAUGGUCCACUCCUCAUGCUUAUCAUUAUGCGGCCAGUGCUUGUCUUUCCUAUUUCGUCAAGAUGUAUGAGCACGACGAUUCGGAGUUUGAUGCCAAGUUGGAAGCCAAGCUGGAUAUUGAGUUGAAGAAAGCAAAACACACAGAUGACACACUUGGACCUAAGAAGCCAUUGCAAUCAGACGAUGGCUUUCAUACAAGUCAUCCAUUUCACAUGUACAUGAGGUUCUGUUGGUCUUACCAUGUCAACGAAUCGAAGGAGAUUGAGAUCACUAAGUUAGGCUCUCUUCUGAAAGCCUUCCUCGGGCCAUCUAGUGCAAGCAGCGCGCAAUACCAGAGAUGGCAUAAAAAACUGAACUCUGAUCACUAUGAAACACCAUCAUCCUGUGUCCCUUAUAUGCCUCAUUAUGUGGGGGGCUACUUCGAAUUGAGCACGCAACAUGGCUAUCUUAAUCUGCCAUUACAAGCCGCGUCAUCACAGGGACAUAAAGAUAUCGUGGAAAUGUUUCUAGAUCGAGGUAUCAGUAUCGAUGCCCAAGGAAGACAAAACGACACUGCACUUGCGCUCGUGUCAUUUAUGGUAUAUGAAAAAAUCGUGAAAAUGCUCCUAGAUCAUGGUGCUGAUACCAGUAUCAAAGGGUGGUGGAUUGGCACCGCGCUCAUUGGUGCAUCGGCAGGAGGCAAUGAAACAACAGUGCAGAUGUUACUAGAACACGGUGCCGACAUCAACGCCCAAGGAGGACGUGGCGGUACUGCACUUAUAGCUGUAUUGAGCAAAUGCAGUGACGGAUUAGUUAAGAUGCUACUUGAUCGAGGUAUUGACCCCAAACUCCAGGGAGGAGUAUGGGGCACUUCACUCAAUACCGCAUUGAGCCGGGGCAGUGAAAAAUUAGCGCAGAGGAUGCUAGAUCGAGGAGUGGAUAUUAACUUCCCAGUAGAAUCCUGCACUGCGCUCAUUUUGCGUCUUCCCGGGGCUAUAAAGAGAUGGUGGAGCGACUGCUCGAUCAAGGUGCCCACUAGAGACAAACAGACUGCACUCAAAGCCACUGAAGGCAAAGAAAAGAUAGUCCAGAUGCUCUUGGAUCAUGGUGCUACGGAGAUGGGCAUUGAGGAAGAAUAA
This is a messenger RNA of Penicillium waksmanii, 1758 nucleotides long. RefSeq names its product ankyrin repeat domain-containing protein. The transcript has 5 exons. Lineage: Eukaryota; Fungi; Ascomycota; Eurotiomycetes; Eurotiales; Aspergillaceae. Bases 1 to 1758 code for a protein of 585 amino acids. The record is from RefSeq and is a predicted model, not a curated record. Gene Ontology annotation, molecular function: protein binding.